This is a messenger RNA of Staurois parvus, 942 nucleotides long. NCBI's taxonomy places the organism in Eukaryota, Metazoa, Chordata, Amphibia, Anura, Ranidae. The record is from the annotation of a GenBank genome assembly.
ACAGCCGGGCUGCCCUUCCCUGUGUACAGUGAGUGUGUGUGUGUCUGUCUUUGUGGUGCCCCCUUUGCUGCCUGUCUGUGUGGUGGGGCCAUACAUCUCCCUGUCGUCACAUCCCUUCUGCCAGCAUUAAUCCCAGCCGGGGCUGUGGGGAUGGAGCUGUACACACGUGACAGCCACGACUCUCUCACUUCCGCUUUGCAGAUCUCCACUGUACAAUCUGCCAUGAUUUGCUGGCCUCGUGUGGUUUUGUUUGGAGAUUCCAUCACUCAGUUUGCUUUUGAAGCGAAUGGAUGGGGAGCAACCCUGGCUGAUAAACUUGUAAGGAAGUGCGACGUCCUUAACCGCGGUCUGUCUGGCUACAACACCAGAUGGGCAAAGCUCAUUCUACCAAAAACUGAUCGCCAAAAGCUCUGAUUCUGAAACCAUUGCUGCAGUCACCAUUUUCUUUGGUGCUAAUGACAGCUCCCUGAAAGAGGAUAACCCUCAGCAGCAUGUUCCUCUGGACGAGUAUGCAGACAAUCUGAGGGCUAUGAUCCACUAUCUGCAGUCUUUGGACAUCUCACCAGACAGACUCAUCCUGAUUGCUCCACCACCCAUCCAUGAGCCUUCCUGGGAAAAGCAGUGUUUUAUUAAAGGAUAUAAACUGAAUCGUUUUGAACUCUAUUGCCGGGGAAUAUGCUAAAGCCUGCGUUCGUGUUGGCCAAGAUUGCGGCACUGAGGUUCUGGACCUGUGGACUCUAAUGCAGGAUCGGGGUCAGGACUAUACAGUGUAUCUGUCGGAUGGGCUUCACUUAUCUGACAAAGGUAAUGAGUUUCUGGAGUCCAAAUUGUGGCCAAUUUUGGAGAAGAAGCUGGGUGCUCUACCCUUCCUUUUACCGUAUUGGAUGGAUGUGGACAAUAAAAACCCAGAGCCCUCCCUAUUCCCCACCAGCCCAGAGAAGA